GCCACUGACGACCGUCGUAAUCGUACGGCGGACACGCGACCGAACGACCGACAAUAAGAAUUAUUAUAACUCACUUUCCGUGUCCGUUUUUCACCCUGCUGAAGUUUGUGUGUUCGGUUUGCGGUGAAUAAUAUCGUAGAAUCGGACAUCGACAUCGACGUGCAACCUACCCGCACUUACGACACACCGUCGUCGGAGUAUACGAUCACCGUCGGAGAUCGUUUCGGUUGAAUACGUAUACGUAGAAUAUCAAAACAAUCAUCAAAAUGCUGGACACUGUAAUCCAGGGGUAUAACACCCUAAUGAACGACUACAGUGAUAAAAGAGUUAAGGAUUGGUUCCUUAUGAGCAGUCCCUUACCUACCUUGAUCAUGUGCCUGUCAUAUGCGUUCAUCGUAAAGGUUUUGGGACCGAGGUUGAUGAGAGACCGCAAACCAUUCCAACUGCGAAAAACAUUAAUCGUUUACAAUUUACUGCAAGUCAUAUUCUCCACGUGGAUCUUCUACGAAGCAUGGGACGGUGCAUGGGGCAAUGGUUAUAGUCUUCGAUGCGAACCUGUCGAUUACUCGACAUCCCCGAGCGCUAUGAGAGUGGCUCGUGGAUGCUGGUGGUACUACUUUUCUAAAUUCACAGAAUUCUUCGACACCUUCUUUUUCGUUAUGCGUAAGAAAUACGAUCAAGUAUCCACCCUGCACGUCAUUCACCACGGAAUCAUGCCGAUGAGCGUAUGGUUUGGCGUCAAGUUUACACCAGGCGGUCACAGCACGUUCUUUGGACUGCUCAACACUUUCGUACACAUCAUUAUGUACACGUACUACAUGUUGGCCGCCAUUGGGCCACAAAUGCAAAAGUACCUCUGGUGGAAGAAAUACUUGACUGUGCUCCAAAUGAUCCAAUUCAUUAUGGUGUUCAUCCACGCUUCCCAAUUACUGUUCAUCGAGUGCGAUUACCCGAAGGCAUUUGCUUGGAUCAUCUUGUUGCACGCCGUUAUGUUCUACUUCCUGUUCUACAACUUCUACCAACAAUCAUACAAAAAGAGAGAGGACAAGAAGAAGGUAGCCCAAAAGAAGAAGGACGACGACGACCGAGCAAACAACCGGCCAGUAGAUGUACCACAACAGCCCGCGGAUCCAACCCUCCAAAACCAAGCCAAAUCGUUCUGGUCAAACCUGACGUCGACACCGUGUUUCCUGCCUGCCGUCACAGACACCGACAGCAGCGAAGAGAUGUAUUCGCGACCACCUGUUAACAGCGCUGCUCGCAGUGCGUUCAUGUCCGACGGUUCGGGAACAUUUGGAAACAGGGCGUUCGUGUCCAAAUCAGCAAGUGCGUGAAGCCACAGGCUCACCGCUCUCCCUUCAAUUUUCCUUUCUCCCGUAAACCACUGAAAAACUACCCCAAAACGUAUCUACGAAUAUGUGACGCUACAUUCCCCUGAUCCAUAAAAACCGAAACGAAAACGCUCACAAUAUAAUAAUUAUAUAUAGAUAUAACAUAGCGUAUACUAUAAUUGUGUACCGACCGAACCAUUUAUUUACGCCGUGAUCACGAUGUCGUCUGUUUCUAUUUCCAAUGACCUCCUCGGUUUUUGACUGACUCAUUUGAUCCUCGGGAUACAGUCAGAUAAUAAUAUUAAUAUAAAUAAACCAUCACUUUUGUGUGUAAUUUUCUUUUCUCACGUUCCAAGGACAUCUUUAUUAUUAUUAUUAUUAUUAUCAUUAUAAUUAGGUAGGUACUAUUAUUAUUAUUACUAUUAUUUACGAGUAUUUUGUUCCGCGCGACUUCGACGACGGUUCAAAAACAAAGAAAAUUAAUUCGAUUCUCAGUGUGUUCACCGGCGAUCGGGCAAUGUCUCGUAUAUUUAUUAUCGCAUAGGCAUUAAGAUGCAAUAUAUAUAUAUAUUAUAUAUAAAUAUUAUUAUUAUUAUUAUUAUUAUUAUAUUUAUUAUUAUUAUUAUUAUAAUUAUUAUUAUUUUAUUUAGCACAUGCGGUCGUCUGUCGUCGUCUUUCGAUUUAACAGGGUACGAUGACAAUAAUAUUAUUGUUAUUAUGUUUGUCCGGUCUGUCGUGACAGUUCGGCCGCUAGUCAAAAUCAGUUUAAUAUCAUUAUAUUUUACUAUAGAUUUACACAUUGUAUUAAGUCGUGUAGUUAUCACGUCUUAUGAAUUAAUAUUAUUACUGUCGUCGUUAGGGUACGACUGUCGUACGCGAAUUGUAUAAUAAUAUGCGCGUGUGCAAAUAUACGGCGAGGCAAGGAGGCGAGGAGGAUAAAAAAAAUAAUCAAUACCAUGGUAUACAAUGACAGAAAUCCAAGUGUUGACCAACGAUCGUGUUAAACGCUUUAGGUCUCUGUUAUUGUGUAUAUAUAAUAAUAUAUUAUGGUAUUGGUGAAUAAAUCUGUUGUCCGUUUUUCGACCUGUUUUUUUUUUUUUGUUAUUUUAUUGUAUUUAAUAUGUAUUAUGUUUAUAUAAACUAUAUUUGUACUAUGCCAAGUCGGUAUGAUAAAAAUGAAAAAAAAAAUUUAAAAAUAAUUAAAAAACGAUUUGUACGAAUUACAACUCUCCAUUUGUUUAUAAUAUUAAAGUAUGCUCGAACCGACUAUUAUAAUUUUAUACCUAUUAAGUUAUAUUAUGUAAUUUAAAUAUUAAUAUGUUAAUAUGUAAUAUUCAGUCAUUUAUAGUGCCCUGUAUUUCUUGCCUUGUUUAAUUAAAUAUUAAUUGUAUGAUUGAAAUAUAAAUAAAAAUGAUGUAAUAUUUUUUAA
Rhopalosiphum maidis (corn leaf aphid) is the source of this 2760-nucleotide messenger RNA. RefSeq names its product elongation of very long chain fatty acids protein AAEL008004-like. Gene Ontology annotation, molecular function: fatty acid elongase activity. Bases 267 to 1334 code for a protein of 355 amino acids. Gene Ontology annotation, cellular component: endoplasmic reticulum membrane. The transcript is spliced from 8 exons. Lineage: Eukaryota; Metazoa; Arthropoda; Insecta; Hemiptera; Aphididae. The record is from RefSeq and is a predicted model, not a curated record. Gene Ontology annotation, biological process: very long-chain fatty acid biosynthetic process; fatty acid elongation, monounsaturated fatty acid; fatty acid elongation, polyunsaturated fatty acid.